Messenger RNA from Odobenus rosmarus divergens (Pacific walrus), 645 nucleotides. It is a transcript of the gene OVOL3, whose product is annotated as ovo-like 3 (Drosophila). NCBI's taxonomy places the organism in Eukaryota, Metazoa, Chordata, Mammalia, Carnivora, Odobenidae. Gene Ontology annotation, cellular component: nucleus. Gene Ontology annotation, biological process: epidermal cell differentiation; regulation of transcription by RNA polymerase II. The record is from RefSeq and is a predicted model, not a curated record. Gene Ontology annotation, molecular function: DNA-binding transcription factor activity, RNA polymerase II-specific; RNA polymerase II cis-regulatory region sequence-specific DNA binding.
AUGCCCCGUGCCUUCCUGGUCAGGAGUCGGCGUCCACAGCCACCCAACUGGGGCCACCUGCCUGAUCAGCUCCGGGGAGAUGCCUAUGUCCCAGGUGGGCCCCUCAUUGGGCCUGGAGGUGAGGGGGGUGAGACACAAAGCAUCACCGUCUGGCUUCUCUCCUCAGACUGCAGCAACCAGCAGGGCCCUCCAGCACACCAGUCUUCUGGCUUCGGAGACCGUUGGGUAGCGCAGCCCAUGCAGGGCAGGCUGGCCUCCACUCCCAGGGGCCCGGGGACACUUGGCUGCCCACUCUGCCCCAAGGCCUUCCCUCUGCAGCGCAUGCUGACACGACACCUCAAGUGCCACAGCCCUGCGCGCCGCCACGUGUGCCACUGUUGUGGCAAGGGCUUUCACGAUGCCUUUGACCUCAAGCGCCACAUGAGGACUCACACCGGGAUCCGGCCAUUCCGCUGUGGAGCUUGCGGGAAAGCAUUUACACAGCGCUGCUCACUUGAAGCUCAUCUUGCCAAGGUGCAUGGGCAGCCGGCCAUCUACGCUUAUCGUGAGCGCCGUGAGAAGCUGCAUGUGUGUGAGGACUGUGGCUUCACCUGCUCGAGGCCGGACGCCUACGUGCAGCACCGCGCCCUACAUCGCGCUGCUUGA